UUCCUGGGCGGGCGCGGGGAGGAGCUGCAACUAGAGCUGCAGCAGCGGCGGCGGCGGCAGAGGAGGAGGAGGUUUUUGGCCUCUGAAUGGAUGAACUUCGGAUUCUCCUCUUCCGUUUCCAGUACUUCAACAAUCAGGGAAACCGACAAUAACAGCCCCAGCAGUGAGCAGUCCGGGGAAUAGGAGUGCAGGCAGGGGUGGCAGCUGCAGCCCCGCGCUGUGUAUGUGUGACAGAUGCGUGUGCUGGAUGUGAUAUUGUAGCUGCAGGGGGGAUCAUGGGGCACUGCCUUGUUUGCGGGUCAUGCAUGUUGCAGUUCCCCGCCUGUGUGUCACAGAUGUGAGCGUUUGGCUGUACUUGUCAUGCUGCAGGUGCGGUUUAUUAGCCUGCUGUAGUGUGUGCAUUUUAUGUUCCAGUGCCUUCCUCUCUCAUUGUAUGCGUGAGUGUGUGCCAGUAAUUCAAUCGUCUGCUACUUUGUCAGUGUGACUCCUGUCUGUAUCACUGUGAUUGCUGCUGCGUUCACCUUGUGUGUGUCUGUGUGAAUAGCACACUGUUGCCCUGUAACUGGCCAUAGCUGUAGAACGUGUGGCAUUGUGCUUGUGGGCUGCCAGGCUUUGUGCAUACACACCAGGAGUGCUGCAAUUUCUUGUGGGUGCUGGUCAGGUCAGGACACCAUGAAGAAGUUUUCUCGAAUGCCCAAGUCAGAGAGUGGUGGAGGCGGUGGGUCAAGUAUGGGUGUAGGAUCAUCUGGAAAUUAUGUCAGUGGAGCGGUGACAGUGGGCAGAGGAUUCACCAUUGGGCGUCACCAGGUGACUGUGGAGGAGCUUGUGGCAGAAGGGGGCUUCUCAACUGUGUUUCUGGUUCGCACUCAUGGAGGACUGCGUUAUGCUUUGAAGAAAAUGUACGUUAACAAUGUGCCUGACCUUAACAUUUGCAAGAGAGAAAUAACUAUUAUGAAAGAGCUUUCUGGUCAUAAGAAUAUUGUUGGCUACUUAGAGUGUGCUGUUAAUGCUGUUAGCGAUAAUGUCUGGGAGAUCCUUAUCCUUAUGGAGUACUGUAGAGCUGGACAAGUUGUGAAUCAAAUGAACCAAAGACUCCAAUCUGGGUUCACUGAGGCCGAGGUUUUGAGGAUAUUUUGUGACACAUGUGAAGCAGUUGCCAGACUUCAUCAAUGCAAAACCCCAAUAGUUCACAGAGAUUUAAAGGUUGAGAACAUCUUGUUAAAUGACAGCGGGAAUUAUGUGUUGUGUGACUUUGGCAGUGCAACAAACAGAUUUCUUAACCCUCAAAAAGAUGGCGUAAACAUUGUUGAAGAGGAAAUUAAAAAGUAUACCACUCUCUCAUACAGAGCUCCAGAAAUGAUCAACCUUUAUGGGGGAAAACCAAUUACUACAAAAGCUGAUAUAUGGGCACUUGGCUGCUUAUUAUACAAGCUUUGCUUUUUCACCCUUCCCUUUGGAGAAAGUCAAGUUGCUAUCUGCGAUGGGAGUUUUACCAUUCCAGACAAUUCACGAUAUGACCACAAAUUACAUUGUUUAAUUAGGUACAUGCUUGAACCUGAUCAGGAGCGAAGGCCUGACAUCUACCAAGUUUCAUAUUUUGCCUUUAAACUAGCAAAGAGAGAAUGUCCAAUACCCAAUGUAUAUAAUUCAUCAAUCCCACAUGCUCUUCCAGAACCAAUGACUGCAAGUGAGGCUGCUUCUAAAAAGAGUCAAAUAAAAACCAGAAUAACAGAUUCACUUGGACCCACAGAAACCUCAAUCGCACCAAGACAGAGACCCAAGGCAUUUGCAGGCACAGCCCCAAUAAAGGCGCUAAAUAUCCCAACCUCUGCAACCCCAGUGAAGAUGGCAGUACAAAGUGUUCCAUGUCAUCAGAGCCACAAUGUGGUUACAGAUACAACAGCAACAAGACCUGGCAAUGGGCCUGACACGCUCUUGGCUCAUGAAAGUAGCCAGCAGCCUCAACAACAGCACAGGGUUUUACAGCAACUACAGCUAGGCGACUGGAGGCUACAGCAACUUCAUCAACUACAGCAGCAGCAACUGAUACAGGAAGCCUACAUGCAGCAGUAUCAGCAGGCGUUUCAGCAGCAAUUUCUUCAGCAACAGUAUUUGAUGCACUCCCUCUAUCAGCAACAGCAACUUCCACACCAAUAUCCAGCCAUGGUUCACCAGUAUCAGCAGGCUCAAAUGCAACAGCAGCAGGCCAUGCUCCAUCACCAGUCCCACCCUCAGCAGUAUCUGACUUCUCCUCAGGAGUUCACGGCAGCCUUAGUUUCAUAUGCAGCUCCUCACCCUGAGCAAGUGGGAACAAUGAGAAACAUGUGUAAUACCAACAUGCCUGGAAGUGUCCCAGACAAAGAGCCUUCUUCCAGUAUACCAAAACAGACUGGCAACAACCCCCCUGAUAUGUCGGGCUGGAAUCCUUUUGGCGAUGAUAACUUCUCCAAGUUAACAGAGGAAGAGUUGCUGGACAGGGAAUUUGACCUCCUGAGAUCAAAUAAACCUGAAGAGUGCAGGACACCCACAGUCCCCAUUCUUGCUUCACAAAUCAAACAUUCCGAAGAUGCAUUUGGUUCUAUUCCAUUUAUUUCUGCUUCAGGUUCACUAGGAAAAAUAUCUGACAAGUUGACAUGUGCUGAAGAUGUUGUGUCUCAAGUAAUUAGUAAAGAUGAAAAGCAGAAUGAGUCCCUGAAACAACAAAAGCAGCGUCAGAAUAUACAGGAACAGUCUUCCUCACAGAAGGAAACUAGAGAGAGAGCCGACUCUGAGAGUGAUUUCGAAUCAGAUCCUUCUUCCCCCAAGAGCAGUCAAGAAGAGGAUCAGGAAGAUGAAGAAACUUUACAUGACGACCAAGGGAUUUUCCGUGAAGACAAUGACACAGAGACAGAAAAUUUUGGACAAAGACCUCUGUUAAUGGAUUCCGAUGAAGAAGAAGAAAAGCAUAGCUCUGAUUCAGACUAUGACCGCACAAAAAUGAAAGUCUCCAACACGGCUCUUAAAAGUAAUAAUGCACAAGCCACUGAAAGACAUAUUAGGGAAAAUACUCAGUCACUUCGUAGAAACAAUGAAGACAAACCAUCUAUUCAAGAACUAGAUGCUUUUGGGGCUGUGCCAUUUUUCUUUCUUAACACCCAUAAAUGUGAGCAAGAGGAACAGUGCCCAAAACUAUCUUCUCCAACACUGAGAAGCAAAAAAGAACGUGAUGAAUUUGAUGUAUUUUCUCAAGCACCAUUCAAUCGAAAGCAAGACCAAGAAGAUUGCCAAGUCAUAUCCCUUGUUUCUCCAGGUCAUGUGGAUGUCUUUGGGUGCUCACCCUUCCAGCCUCUUCCUACACAAGAAGUAAAAUCUUCCAGCCAAGAGGACCUUUUUGGUUUAGUGCCAUUUGAAGAACUCACUGGAAGCCAGACCGAACAAAAAGCAAAGCAACAACGUAAUUUGCAGAAAAUAUCGUCUCGCCAGAGACGUACAAAACAAGAGCCAUCAAAUAACAAUGGGAAGCGUCAUCAUGGCACUCCAUCAAACACAAAGAAAACCGCCAAGCCUAGUUACCGCACACCUGAGAAAGUUCGCCGGCACAAAAAAGGAGGGAGACGUGACUCUCAGAGCAGCAAUGAGUUUCUUACUAUAUCUGACUCCAAGGAAAACAUUAGCAUUUCACUUACAGAUGUUAAAGAUCACAACAACAUUUUACAAGCAAAUGAUAACAUGGUGGACUCUUUUGGUUCCAAGCCAUUUCCUACCCAAGAUAUGAGGCCACCCCAGCAUCAUGGAUUUACAGAUAACCGUGGAGAUCAUAACACAGCUACAGCUGGCAGGCCAAGACAGAGUUCACUGCAUGGAGCUUACCACGACAGUGAUGGCGUCAGUAUGGAUGACUUUGGCGCAGUGCCUUUCACAGAACUAGUCUUACAAAGCAUAACACAGCAACCAAGCACACAGUCACAACCGCUAGAUUUAGACCCAUUUGGUUCAGCUCCUUUUCUUUCAAAACAGUAGAUUAGAUUUUUUUUUUGUUAAUUAGGAAAGAUUUUAAUUAUAUAUAUAUUUUUUUUUAUAUCUUAAAUAACAAAAACUUUUAUCCUAACCUUUAGCACAUUUUUUUAACAUCUAGGCAAGCAGUCUGGAAACAUAACUUUUUACAAUUGUUAUUUUAAAUACAGUAUGUACAGAUUUAGCUUUAAUAUAUGUCUCAUAAGAGAGCGCCUGUAUCUUUAUUAAUUCAACUUUAAGUAAUUUUUAUUAGACAGUCAAAUAAUCAGUUCUGUAUAGAAGUGUACAUAGGCACUAUACAUAUAUCCUCUGAUCCUCCAUCACUUGACUGAGAUUAGUGUAGUCGGGUUUCCACCUUCCGACAAUUUUAAUCCAUUGUUUUGUACACUACCUCCUGCAACUUUUAUUAAUUACAUUGCUUUAUCUGUGUGAUAUUGAUAUAUAAUUUUAUUUGUCCUUGUAUAUUAAACAGAUGAGCUCUUCAGAAUUACAUACAUUUUAGUAUAUGGAGCAAAAUGCAUUAAAGUUCUCUGAAGGUGGAAAACUUCUUUCAACCAAGGUGCAUCCAUCAAAUAUGUAACUUUUAAUAAUUCUCACUCCACUAAAUAUUUACAAGAAAAAAGUAUUUUAUGGGGUUAAGAACGAUUGUCCUAAUUUGGUGAUGUAUGUAAAUCUGAUGGAUUACUUACAUCUCCGAUUGUUUGGCUGCUGCGCAAGUGCAGGACCAGUCCUGCGGUGCCUCCCAAGCCACAGCCUGAUUGACAGAAAGCUAGUGUGUGUGGGCAGAACUGGCCAGUGUUCCCUAAAAUGGAGGCGUGUCGUCCCCCUCUUCUGGGAGUGGUGAGGCCAGGGUCUGCAAAUUUCCUGACCUCUUCAGUGUGAACAAAAUGGCCAUCCUGUGUAACCUAUUACUCAAAUGGUCAAUGUUCAUGUAAGCAGGAUCAGACUGGCCAUCUGGCACUUCUGGCAAAUGGGCCGUUCUGGCCACAAAGAGCAGGGCUGGCCGAGCAGUUCAGGCUUCUGGCUCUCUGCGCGGCCGCCCGCCCCUCCUCCCUCCAUCCAUCCCACUUGUGGUUGGUAUACAGGGCAUGCUGCGUGGCCAGGCCCCCCUGACUCGAGGCAUGCCCCCGUGCGCAGUGGGUUGCCAGGGCUGCUUCUCAACCCCAAUCCCUGCAUGCAAGUGAUCCCAUGCUGCAUCAGUGGAUCAAACAAGAAUGCAGGAGGUGUCUAUUUAUUAAGACUCCUCCUGCUGCUUUUGCAUAUUUUGUACUCAGCUGCUGUAUGAGACACAUCUAUCUGUGAAUCGGGCCCAGUGUCACACAGAUGAUAACUUAACUUGCAACACUCCAGUCAUUGUACAUAUAUCAUAACACUUUUAUGUGCGGGUACCAGGUUUUUAAUUUUGUUGUUUUUAGAAACAAAUGUCAAAUAUGUUUAACAUUAGUAUAAGGAUAGUUUUGUAUUUUACAUAGGGGGGAAAUAUUUAAGUACUGAUGUCACUAUUAGGUAUGUGUCACCAAAAGAUACUUUUUUGUAAGGAACUGAUGAAUAACCACUGAGAUUUACUUUGGACUGUGCUUGUAUAUUGAUUGGUCUAUUAUCUGUAUCUAAGCAUUGUCAUUUAAGUACUUUAUAGCCAAUAGACAGAGUACCAAUAUGGCAGAUUUUACAUUUAUAACCAAACAGCAACAAAAAAAAAAAAAAAAAACACAAACUUGAGCCUAUUAGUGUUGCAGUAUUCUUAUCAAUGAAUUAAUUUUAUGUUUAUAUAGCUCAUGGGUUAAUUCUUCAUUAUUUUCCUGGAUCCUGCAUUUUUCUUAUAUGAAUGCAUAGCUUUAAUGUGUAUUUUGUAUGAUAUAACUACAAUGUAUGACUUUCUAAAGGAUCCCUACAUUUUUUCUACAAGACUAUUUGUAUUUUGUAAAGUGAAAAUGUGUGUCGUCCAUGUUUUUUACAUUGAACGAGACAAAAAGACUGGUCUUGUCAUGCCAUUCCCUAAAAUGAAGAGGAUCAAGCAAGAACAUAUCAUUGUCUAGCUAAGUGACUUCAGUGAAGAAUGUUUGGUGACAAGAACUGAAUCAGAUGGGAACUAAGAAUUGACUAGUGCCUAUUUGAUUUUCAGAAUAAGUGCCAUUAUCAUUACAAUGAAAGUGCUUACUUAAAGCAAUUAAUUACCAUUCCCGAAAUGUUUUUGAUUUUUUUUUCUCCAGGAUAUGUUUAUGUGCUGUUUAAGUGGCUAAUGGAUAAUACAAAAUUAUGUUCUUUUGUCUUUGGAUAAAAUUGUAACAUUUUUCUUGAGAUGCUAGAUUACAUUGCUUAUCUAGCAAUUCCAGUGGAAUUUCUGAAAAAUUAUAACCAAUUUAUGGUGAAUGGACAGUCUGCAUCAAGUGCCAUUACGCUGGAAAUACUGGCAUUCCACUGUCAUUGUAUUUAAUUGCACUAGACUUUGUGAUUGUAUCUUUGUAUUAUAACUGAUACCGAUGGAAAAGUAAAAUCAUUUGAAAUAUCUGAGCCUAUAAGAGACCAGGGGAACUCUACAUGCUAAAUAUCCAGAUAUAUGCAUUAGGCACUCCAGAGGGGCUGUGUCAAGUAAAGACUUGUAUGUCUGGUUACUGUAGGUAAUAGUGAAAGUACAGUAGUGUAUGCAGACUGGUAUAACACCACUUAUGUACUGUAAAAGUAGAGUAAUCUAUUUUACAAAGGGAAAUAGCAAUAAGGCAUUCACAGAAUGAGUUUAGGAUUCACAAUGCAGAUACAUUAUUAGUGUAAAAUGCUAGUUAUGACAUUGCAGAAGAACCUACAUUUUAAGUGGCCAUUAUGAAAAAAUAAAUAAAUACGAUGCUGAAAGAGA
Molecule: messenger RNA, 6844 nt
Organism: Pseudophryne corroboree (corroboree frog)
Lineage: Eukaryota; Metazoa; Chordata; Amphibia; Anura; Myobatrachidae
Gene: BMP2K
Product: BMP2 inducible kinase
Exons: 16
Coding region: 673-3999 (1108 amino acids)
Biological process (GO): protein phosphorylation
Molecular function (GO): ATP binding; protein kinase activity
Source: RefSeq, a predicted model, not a curated record